CAUUACCACAUCACCAAACAUUUAGCAAGCUAGUUUCUACUGCAAUGUCUCACUGCUCAGUGCUCUCAGGUUACAUUUGGAGGUAGGGUAGCCUUUGUUAGAGUCUAUUUAGUAUUUUAUUAUACUGUAAUAAGCUUUGCAGGAUAGGCCCCGCCCGUCCGUAGAGGUAAACAAAGUGGAAUUGUUUUUGUUUUGUAUCCGCGUCACAGUAGCCAUCAUCACUGACCGAGACGUCGCUGGCAAAUGGAAAUAAGUAACAUUUCGAAAUGAAUUGUCGCUCGGAAGUUCUUGAAGUAACGGUGGAGGCGAGGCAGGUGGAAGAGGCUAUGCUGGCUUUGCUGCACACCAUUUUACUGCAUCGCAGCACCGGCAAGUUUCACUAUAAAAAGGAGGGCACCUACUCCAUCGGGACCGUUGGUACACUGGACAUCGACUGUGACUUCAUCGAUUUCUCCUUUGUCAGGGUGUCCUCAGAGGAGCUGGACAGAGUGAUCAGGAAAGCUGUGUCUGAAUUCAAGGAUGCUUUGAGCAACACUGGCAGCGAUGGCAUGGGGCAGAUCUCUCUGGAGUUCUACCAGAAGAAGAAAUCUCGUUGGCCUUUUUCCGAUGAGUGCAUUCCCUGGGAGGUGUGGAGCAUCAAGGUCAACGUGGUCAACCUGGCUAACGAGCAGGAGAGACAGAUCUGCAGGGAGAAAGUGGGCGAGAAGCUGGGCGAGAAGGUGAUCAACGUGGUCGAGGUGAUAAAUCGCCACGAGUACCUGCCAAAGAUGCCCACUCAGUCUGAAGUGGACAAUGUGUUUGACACCAGUCUCAAAGAUGUCCAGCCAUACCUGUACAAAAUCACAUACCAGAUCACUGACUGUCUGGGCACCUCUGUCAGCACCACCAUGAGAAGGCUGAUUAAAGACACCCUGGCACUGUGAGGAUACUCAACAACACAUAUAUGGAUGCUUUUACUCAACUGUAUCUGUAGUCACAACUGACAACCUUUCUGUGCUUCAGAAACAGCUCUGUUCUUGCUACAGUGAAGCAGUGUCAAUGUAAACACCUAUUCAGUCACUUUUUGAUGUCUCUGCUCUGGUUCUGGUAUUGAUUGUAUGUCCCAUUUCUUGAUUAUGUCAUGUCAGUUAUUUUAAGGAUAUCUGGUUUGGUUUUUCGUUUGUUCUUUCCAGAUUAUCUUCAUUUUUUAUCAUUUAGAAAUGCAAUGUUGACACAGUAGCAAAUUACACAAUGUAUCAGUUUAAUUCUUUAAAAAGGUUGUGUUGCUGAGAAUGCCUAAUCUGUAAAUUAUUGUAAAUUUUUUUGACAAUAAAUGUUGUUCGUUGUAAUU
Messenger RNA from Scomber scombrus (Atlantic mackerel), 1330 nucleotides. RefSeq names its product autophagy related 101 (gene atg101). Lineage: Eukaryota; Metazoa; Chordata; Actinopteri; Scombriformes; Scombridae. Bases 267 to 923 code for a protein of 218 amino acids. The transcript is spliced from 2 exons. Gene Ontology annotation, cellular component: phagophore assembly site. Gene Ontology annotation, biological process: autophagy; autophagosome assembly. The record is from RefSeq and is a predicted model, not a curated record.